UAUCCACUAUCUAAGCAACACCUCCCAUCUCCAACAUGAAGUUCCUCGUCCUCGUCUUCGUCGCCCUCUUCGCCAUGGCUGUGGCCCGCCCCAACGAAGCAGGUGUCUUGAGGCAAGAUUCCGUUGUCGAACCCGACAAGUGGAGCUCUGUCUUGGAGACCAGCGAUGGCACUAAGAUCGACCAGCAAGGAGUUCUGAAGGACGUCGGAACCGAGCACGAGGCCGCCGUUGUUCACGGAUCCUACUCCUGGGUCGAUGAGAAGACCGGCGAGAAGUUCACCGUUACCUACGUGGCCGAUGAGAACGGAUUCCAGCCCCAGGGUGCUCAUUUGCCCGUGGCCCCAGUUGCCUAAUUUAAUAGAUAAAAAAAAAACAUGAACGAAAUUAAAUGAAUCAAGCUUAAA
Messenger RNA from Drosophila bipectinata, 404 nucleotides. Its product is annotated as larval cuticle protein 65Ab1-like. Lineage: Eukaryota; Metazoa; Arthropoda; Insecta; Diptera; Drosophilidae. The record is from RefSeq and is a predicted model, not a curated record. Gene Ontology annotation, cellular component: chitin-based extracellular matrix. Gene Ontology annotation, molecular function: structural constituent of chitin-based larval cuticle.